GUUUGGGGCGCGUCGUCAGCGCGCACAGGCACAGCCGCUCCACCUCCAAGGCUCUGUGGAAGAAAGGAACACAUUCGGGAGGUAGCACUAAACAAGCAAUAAAUGUAUGUAUUUUUAUACUACAUUUGAAAAAAAAAGGGAAGUGCGGCUGAGUAAGCUAAGCUGUGUUUGCAUUAGGAUUUUAGUGCAGGGAGCGUGUGAAUGCGUGGCUUCCUUGGCUGUGCGCUGCUGCGCGUAGAGGGAGCGACGUCAAAAGAAGAAAUCAAAUCUGUGGGCGACUGUUGUUUACACAGGAGCUCUUGAGGUUCAGAGCCACAGUUUAGCAAGCAAGCAAGCCUGGCUGGGACUUACAGUAACAGGGCUGUUUAGCGUUUGACUCUGUGUCCAAUGCAAACAGAGCCAACAGAGACGCGCUACAAACUACACGCACACACAGCCUUGAAGGUACAUUUGGUAAAAAAAACAAGAUAUUUCCAGAGAAGGAGAAGAUUUCGGAGAACAUGAAGAGUUGCAGUUGAUCGUGAGGGUGAGCACAUGCUGUGCACGUAGCCGAUCGUUGCCUUGAGUGAACUUUUUGUUUUGUGGAUGCGGACAUGGAAACUGUCGUAAACUAAUAACAAACUGCGCCUGGCCUUGCUUGCAGGGGAUGGUACCUCGGUGUUAUCCUUUUUAAAAACAGUCUUUUAGUUCCAUAAAGCCGUCAGCGAGGAAAGUCGGACAUGGAGAGUCCGGAGGAGAAGGAGAACAGUCCCCCGAAGUCGGAGCGGAGCUACGCGCUCAGUUACAUCGGCUGGUCGUCGCUGGACAGGCGGACCACCCUGCCCAUGCUACCGUGGCUGGUGGCAGAGAUCCGCAGGAAGAGCGAGAGGGGCGACUGCGGCAACGUGGUGCAGCCCAGAGAGGUCAACUUGAUCCUUAACCCCCCCUUCGUGCGCUGCGUGCCCUCGAGCAGCAACAACUCCUCAGUCUUCAUCUUUGAGCACAAAGCGCAGCUCAUCUCUCGCUUCAUCCACAACAGCAAUGAUCUCUCUUACUUCGCCUAUCUCCUGCGGGGCCAGCCCGACAACCCCGAGUCCGAGAUGUCCUGCCAUGUCUUUAAGGCCGGCGAACCCAACCAGGUCGCAGAGGUGAUCACCAGUAUUCGCCAAGUGUCCAAAUCAGCCCUGAAGGAAAAUGCCAAGCCCAAACAGGAAGCUGAGGAAGCCUUCUACAACUCCCAGAAGUAUGAAGUGCUUUACUGUGGCAAGGUUACAGUUGCACACAAGAAGGCUGCGUCCACACUCAUUGACGAUUGCAUCGAUAAGUUUCGUCAGCAUGAGCUUGAGCGCAAGCGCCUCCGCCUGCUCAAUGGUCAGCGAGCGUCCAUGGAAGGUGCCCCCGUGGAGCUCCUCAUGGCGAGCGAAGCAGACCCACUCUCCUCUGCUCUGGCUGAGAGUACGGAAGGCCAAGAAGUUCCUGGAGUGGAGGACGUAAGCGGAGGUGAAGGUCGAGUCAUCACCAGCAGUGCCAGUCAGAGCAGUCUGCGAGGAGCGUUCCCCGAGUGCAUCCUGGAGGACUCUGGAUUUGAGGAGCCUCAGGAGUUCCGCACACGCUGCAGCAGCUUGGCAGGGAGUCUGCAGAGGAAGCCGGGGGAGGGCGUCAUCAUGGCUCCCAUGCGGCGCAGACAUGCCAGUGCACCAAACAAUGUUCAGCCGUCUGAUGCGGACAAGAACCGUACCAUGCUCUUCCAGGUGGGGCGCUUUGAAGUCAACCUCAUAAGUCCAGACAGUAAGACAGUGGUGCUGGAGAAGAACUUCAAAGAUAUCUCAUCCUGCUGUCAUGGCAUCAAGCAUACCGACCAUUUUGGAUUCAUCUGCAGGGACCAGUCCGAGUCUGGUCCCAGUCAGUAUAUUUGCUUUGUUUUUCAGUGUGCCAGUGAGUCACUGGUGGAUGAGGUGAUGCUGACACUGAAGCAGGCCUUCACUACAGCAGCAACCUUACAGAGCAGCAAAACCCCGAUCCAGCUCUGUGAAACCUGCCCCAUGCAUAAAUUGCACAAGCUCUGUGAGCGAAUUGAAGGUCUUUACCCACCCAGAGCAAAGCUGUCCAUCCAAAAGUAUCUCUCCCAGCUGACGGACAAUGAGCAGGUUGAGAUUUUUGAGCGAAUUCAGAAACUGAAGCCCGGGUCGGACCAGGAAGAGAAUGAGCUGGUGAUUUUCCAUCUGCGGCAGCUUUGUGGGACCAAACAAAAGUCCCACCUUCACAUUGGUGAAUCCCCUCAGAAUGCAGCAAACUGCUCGGCAGCAGGCGAUGGCUCAGCCACCGGCAGUCGCUUUAAACUUGAUAUUCUGAAGAAUAAAGCACGCACCUCCCUCACCAACUCCCUAGAGAAUAUUUUUACAAGGGGUGCCAACCGAAUGCGGGGCCGCCUGGGAAGCAUGGGAAGCAUUAGCAGUUUUGACAGACAGGAUGAGGAGUCCCCUGGUCACUCCCCUCCAGGUUCCCCUCCCGCCUUCCCUGACGACGACCCAGAAGCCGGUCAGCAGUUCCGUCGCCGUGCCCACACCUUCAGUCAUCCACCCGUGAAGAAACGCAUCUCCUUCGAGGGACAGCCAAGCGGCCAGAGCAAACCGGCUCCACUGCACAGACAACACUCUGUUAACCCAGAGCUGCUGCAGAGCAGUCCCGCGGCGGUCACGAGAACGCGCAGCGUAUCGGAGAGCGAGUCCUCCUUCAGCCUCCCCUCCUCCUUCUCCGCUCCCACUUUCCUGAAAAGCUUUUACCAGGGUUCCCUGGGUUCCCUGGGCUCCCUGAGCUCCCUGCCAGACAGUGGGAGCCUCAAGAGCAAUGGCGAAGGCAGGAAUAGGAGGUUGUCCGGCUGCAGCAGCGACUCUGUAACUGGAGGCCUCCCUGCGACCCCGCGCAGGGUUUCCUGGAGACAGAGGAUCUUCCUGAGGGUCGCGUCACCCAUGAACAAGCCCUCUGCAUCCAUGCAGCACCCAGAGCUGUUGCCUCUCUCUCCUCGGGACCUGGACUCAAGCCUUGACCCUUUCGGUCAUCUCCUGUCAACAAGAGUUGACCUCUCUUCCGGGGAGAGGCCAAAGAGGACAGCGGCUGACUACAGGGCCCUCUGGAAGACUGCCAUCCACCAGCAGAUCCUUCUGCUGCGCAUGGAGAAGGAAAACCAGAGACUGGAGGCGAGCAGAGAUGAGCUGCACAUCCGCAAGAUGAAGCUGAACUACCAGGAAGUGGGCCAGUGCUCCAAAGAUGCACAGGCAUUGUGGGAGAGGAAACUGACAGCCCCAGGCAGAACAACAGUCCCCCAAGACAAGGAAGCGAUGUAUCAUGCACUGUGCCAAGGUAUUCCCAAGGGCAGGCGUGGGGAGGUCUGGUUGCUCUUCUCCCAUCAGCACCGGCUGCAUCACAGACUGCCUCAGCGUCAGCACGCACCCGACACUCACUACCACGACCUGCUGAAGCAGCUCACUGCACAGCAGCACGCUAUUCUGGUGGAUCUAGGCAGGACCUUCCCCACCCACCAGUACUUCUCAGCCCAGCUGGGUGCAGGGCAGCUUUCCCUUUACAACCUCCUAAAAGCCUACUCUCUGCUGGAUACAGAGGUUGGCUACUGCCAGGGUAUCAGCUUUGUGGCCGGAGUGCUGCUGCUGCACAUGAGUGAAGAACAGGCUUUUGACAUGUUGAAGUUCCUGAUGUAUGACCUCGGCAUCAGACGCCAGUUCAGGCCUGACAUGGUCUCUUUGCAGGUUCAGAUGUACCAGCUCUCCAGACUGCUGCACGACUACCACCGCGACUUGUACAAUCACUUCGAGGAGUACGAGAUCUGCCCGAGCCUCUACGCAGCACCUUGGUUCCUCACCCUCUUCGCCUCACAGUUCCCCCUGGGCUUUGUGUCCCGCAUCUUUGAUUUUGUAUUUGCCCAGGGGACGGAAGUCAUCUUUAAAGUGGCUCUGUGUCUGCUGAGGAGCCAUGAGGGGGAGAUAGUGGAGUGUGACACCUUUGAGAGCAUUGUGGACUACCUGAAAAUCACACUUCCCAACCUCACUCAGACACAGAUGGAGGAGACAAUUGUAAAGGCAAUGGAGAUGGACAUCUCCAAGCAGCUACAUGCCUAUGAGGUGGAGUACCAAGUCCUGCAGGAUGAGAUGAUAGAAGCCGGGCCGUUGCCUGAUGACUGCGACCGGCUAGACAAACUAGAGAAGACAAAUGCUCAGUUGAAGAAACAGAACAUGGACCUGCUAGAAAAACUUCAGGCUGCAAGGCAGAAGAUCCAGACGCUGGAGACAAGCGUGGAGAGUCUUCUUUCUCGGGAGAGCAAAAUGAAGCACAUGAUUCGCACUCUGGAGCAGGAGAGAACAGGUUACCAGAAGACCAUUGAACGCAUGCGCUCGUGCCUUCCCCCAGACACCCUGACAGAUGUGGAGAUGACCCACAUCAAAACUGGACCCAACGGGAAAGCCAAAACUGCAGCCAAGAAGCCCUGAUGGCGAACAGGGGGCUGGCUGCUCUGGUCAGGUGCUCAGAAAAAGACUGAAGUGAACUAAUGGAGACUGCUUAAGUGGAAGGAUGCUGAGUUCCACAGCUUUUGUUGUGCUGCUUCACAAGAGCAGCGGUGUUUUGUAAAGAAAAAAAAAAGAAGAAAGAAACAAAGAAAUGUAUGACGUCUGGACUUGAGAUGAGCAGACUGUAUUGGAAAAACCCUGAUAUUUGUUAGCAGAUAAUAGAGCAGUGGGGAGAUGGUUUGAGUGAUUAGUGAACAGACUGUUCCAUCCGUGCAUUAGAGCUGCCGCUCUGUCUCGUCUUCUUUCUCUGCCAGUUUGAAGGUGAGAUGGACAACAUCCUUCCCUAUUCAGGUCUCCUGGUCAUUUUGACGAGACUGACAUAAGUGUCUGCCUCUGCAAAUCUUUUUGAGCACUGCCCUUAUGUGCUCACUACCAGUUUCAGUAGCAGCAUAAAAGCAGCGAGCAGAAGUCGGCAAACAGUCCUUUGGACCUCAGGUUCAACGUAUAUAGCCAUUGUGUGCAGAAUCCUGAACUUGAGACCUGUUAUGUUAUUUUUGUGGCUUUUUAACUUGAGUCUGUGAUGGAAACUCAGGUUAAUCACAUUGCUUUAUUCCUUUUUACUCACUUGAAUUACAGUAUUUGUGAAUGUAAUUUCCCCUCAAAGUUCAUCAUGAGUAUAUUUCGUUUUUCACCGCAGAGGCGUUGCCUGGGCACACGUCUUCCGUAUUACACUUUCAGCCGGUACACAGUAUCUUCUGCAGAUCAUCACCCAGCGCCCACACCACUGCCACCACGUGAGAGACUUUAAGUACUUGCACAUGCUGCUUUGGAGGAGGAACUGUUUUUUCCUGACCUCAGACAGGAUGUGACGUCGCCUGCCUUCUCAGUUUCCUGCGUGACUGACCGCGGUGUCACCUCGCUUUAGCGCCAUGUUCAGACACAGAGUUGACACUCCCCAUGAGGCACCGAGAAACAAACGAAAGGUUAGAAGCGAUCUGAAUGCAGCGUCCCAUCACGUUCUCCUGGUCUGAAAGCCUUUGACUCGUCGUCUUUGUCCACCCAAGAUUUGACAGAACGUCUUUCUACGACUGCCCGUAUACGUUUUAACUGAAGCAGCUGCAGUAAUGUGGCGAAGAUUUUUAACACAUCACAUAUCAGCAGUUGCAUUGUUGUUAGUAAAGAUUAGUGGAGAGCCUGCAAAGGAAACAAGUAAUGUAAAGACAUUUCAGCUUCCUUUUGAGAAACUCAUUUAUGUAUGGGGUAUGUGUGUAAACAGAACUGCCUGAGUGCAGGAGCAGACAGUUUAAAUGAAUUCAAAGAGCUGUCCCUGGCUUUCUCUUUAGUUUUGUUUUAUCUCACCUCUGUGUCUGACUCACCAAUAGUCAGUAAUAGCCAGUUCUGAUUGAAAGCAAAAGUGUCCAGAGCUUUCAUAAAACACUUGAACAUCUAAACCAAGGUGAAGUGAAAAUGAAAAUCGUCACGCACUCACACACACACACACACACACAGUGUCUGCCAGUCUUCCUGUUUUUGGUGACAAGAUGUGGCGACACAUUCACGUCUAUGCCAGUGAAGUGCUUUCUUGAUCGUGCGUCCUUUGCCGUGCAGUGCACCGUGUUUGUGUUAUAUGCAGUCCUGCAUAUAUGCAUACACCCAGGGCACUUGUCUACUUUUGCAAAGACUAUUGAGGAUUAUUGACCCGAGUUUGAUAGGUUGAUGAAUCCAGCCCGAUGUUCUCUGUCUCGGGUUGAAAUGACGAUUUAUUUGACAAUGUUAAAAGUUUUGCACCUCUGCACAGCAGGGAUUCUCUCAACAGUUUGCAGGGUGAAUCAUAUCAGGAUGAAAAUGGAACUGACCGCUCUCCUGCUUAUUUGUGCAUUGGAGAAAUUGUCCAUUAAACCAAAGAUAUGGUUGUUUUUUAAAAUUGAAAGAAUGGAAAAAAAAAAGAGAAUCAAUUAACCGAGACUGCUGUGAUUUAGUGAAUGUUUUUGUCACUACACCUGUUCAGCCUCUGUAAGUUUGUACCAAGAGAAAUGUUUGGGGGGAAAAAAAAAGAAAUAGUGGCAGAAAAGACCAUCAGUUGACUUGUUUACUCCACAUUACCCAAUGUUUAUUUCUUCUUGGCUCAUUGUUCUGUGCCAACAGUGAGCUUUUGUUAGCCUUUAUUCCCUGUUUAUCAUAUAAUUGUGUUGAUAUCUAAUGUGACACACUUGAUCACAGUCAGUGAAGGGUCUUUGUUUUAGAUCUGGUGCUCCGAGUCCUGACUCGUGUCAGUCAACAUGAGGGCUACACAGAGGAACUGUCGUGAUUCCUUCAAUAAACCUCACCUUGUCUUUU
Messenger RNA from Solea solea (common sole), 6836 nucleotides. RefSeq names its product TBC1 domain family, member 4 (gene tbc1d4). The transcript has 23 exons. Lineage: Eukaryota; Metazoa; Chordata; Actinopteri; Pleuronectiformes; Soleidae. The record is from RefSeq and is a predicted model, not a curated record. The coding region runs from base 720 to 4481 and encodes 1253 amino acids.